CUGAACUCAACAUUCAAAGACUAUGAAAAUUCCUUGACAAAAUGCUGACAAUGUCACACUUGACAAAAUAACUUUUGCGACAGCUUUAUACAUGUUUUCAGUUUUCUUGCUACAAAGUUAUUUAUUUAUUUCAUAUUUGCAUUACCAUAAUGGAAACAAUUUUGAAAAAACCCGAAGAUCAACAGCGGACUAAGCCACCGAAUUACAUGGACUUCGACUUGUUUCUGCCAUGGGCUUAUAGGCAACUGCAGGUUGACGAAAAUAUGCUGACAGUAAAGAAAAUCAUUCAGACGGAUUACGUGAGCGUUGCAGGGCAUCCAGACCGACAUAAACCAAAAGCUAAAUCGAAAACUUUCAAGAUAGAGCAUAGUUUAGGUACUCAGCAAGACGAUCAAGAUGUCUUCCAAAAUCCACAUGCCCUCAAACACGCCUGCGACAUCCAUAUCACUGCCGUAUAUGACACCGCAGAUCACCUCGUUCAACUGAUAUUCCAAAACAACAGAGAGAUCCCAAGACUUAUUUUUAAGAUCAUAAACCUGAUGAUUCACUAUUACAAUUUUUUAAAUACUAUUACAAUUAACAAAGGUCUCCAAGGAUACAGCCUUUACGAAAUCUCCAAGUUUCUACCUUUAUCGCAUAUCACUGAUAUUUGCUUGGAUAACACUUUCAUCGAAGAAGGUAAUUAUUAUUUACUGCUCGAGAACAAAUGUAUGUUACGGCAUCUGUCAUUAAGAAGAUGCAGUAUUAAUGAUGAGGCUGUAGAAAAAUUGGCGAACAAUUUGAUAUAUCCUAAUAAUGGUUCCAAAAGUUUGUCCAUCCUGAAUUUAGCGACGAAUAAAAUCACAGAUGAAGGUGCAAAAUACUUGGCCGAAGCCUUGAGAACCAAUAGGCAACUGAGCUAUUUGAAUUUAGCAGAUAAUAGAAUCACAGAUAUUGGAGCGACGUAUUUGUUCGACUCUUUACUGGAAUUUCCUCUCACAUGUUCCGAGAUAUUUGCAUCCAGAUCGCGAAAGAUGACUUACUUAAAAGAAAAAAAUGAACACAUCGCGCGUAUUGUAAAAACUCUCCGAACCAAUGACUUUGAAAAACGCGUGGCUAAGCGAAAAACUAUAAAACCACCAGUAUCUGCUAAAAUGAGGGAAAGAGAAAACUCUUUGAAAUUUGUGCCAACUUCAAAGAGCCUCGUUGACCUUAACAAGAUUAUGUAUGAUAAAGCUGCCGAUAUGGCUGAAAACCUUUUGGGAAUUUUCUGUGAUCCUUUUGAUAAGGAAAACACUAGAGAGGAAGAUGGAAUAAUGUACUGUAAUGGCAAUAAUACUCUUUGCAAUUUAAAUUUGGCGUACAAUAAUUUAAGUUACGUAAUUCUUAAGAAGUUAUUAACUGUUCUAAAAUAUCAAAGAGAAAUGGGACGCACACCCAAAGGUUUGAUUUCUGUGACUAUUGAAGGUAAUUAUAUGCCAGUAUCUUGUAGAGAGCUAGAACAGAUAGAUAAUAUGAUACAAGUCGGUGUUAUGACACUAAGGAAUAGGUUUUCUGCAGCAAAGAAGCGAUCACCAGCCAAAUAUUUAUAUAAGUUUUUGCAUUUAAUGGAUAAAACAAAUCUUGCUGAAGAUGACGUGAAGCCGCCAAGCCCAACAGAGUUUGAUAUAUUUGUACCCUGGGCUUGUCAUCAGCUGCAGCUCAAAACGAUGGUAGUCAUCAAUAGAACACAACAACAAGAAUACGUUAGUGCAACAGCAUCUGAUCCAUCUAAAUCCAAAACAAAGAACAAAGUCAAAGAUCAGUCUCAAGUAGAAUUCAGUUCAGAGCUAGAUGAAGACUUCAACAAAGCUUCGAAUGCGUCUAAUAACGACAUCUUGUACAUCAACGCUGUUUACGACAACAAUGGUAAUGUGGUGAAAAUAAUAUUCGACAAAACUGGAACCAUUCCGCGAAUUCUCUUCAAAGUGAUAGGGCUGAUAAUCAAGUUCCAUGUUUAUUUAACAACCAUCGUUAUAAAUCGAGGCAUCGACAAAUAUACCGUGUACGAACUCUGCAAGUUUCUACCACUGUCUAAUAUAACGGAUAUAUGCUUGGACGGCACUUAUUUGAGAAAUGCCAGCUAUCAUUUACUGCUUGAGCAGAGCAACUUGAUCCGAAACUUGUCUUUGUCCAGAUGUGGUAUAGAUGACGUUGUUGUAGCACUGAUUGCUGAUGCUUUAGCAUACCCUCUACCUGCAUCAAAAUCAUUAUUAAUACUUAAUUUAUCAUCAAACAAGAUCACGGAUGUGGGAGUCACAUCAUUAGCCAAUGCAUUGAGAACAAACAGACGCUUGAGUUACUUAAAUCUAUCGAAUAAUAUGAUCACUGAUCAAGGCACAGCUUGUUUACUGGGCACUUUAUGUUUGUUUCCUCUUACAUUAUCAGAGCUUAUAGCCUCAAGAUCCCGACAUAUUUCAUUUCUGAAAGAAAAGAGUGAUCGCGUAACGAGUUUGGCGAAAGAAUUGCUUUCAAAUGAUAGCGAUAACAAUUGUAACAAACGAGCCACAAAACAGAAAAUGAAAAGUGCCCCUAAGAAAAGUAGGAUGGAGUUGGAUGCUUCUAUGAAAGUCAUACAAGAAUCAAACAGUGCAAGUAACUUAGACGCAUUUUUUGACAAAGCCCAAGCUAUGGUCGAAGCAACUGUAGGCUCAUUCAAGGAUCCAUUUAACAAGGACAAUACAUAUGUAAAGGAUACUAACACUUAUUGUUUUGGUAAUAACAGUUUGUGUUAUUUGAACCUGUCUUACAAUAACUGGAGUUAUUUGACUUUGAGAAAGUUGUUGACCGUUUUGAUAUAUCAACAAAAUAUGAAUAGAAAGCCUCGAGGUUUGGUGAACUUGUUCAUUGAAGGGAAUUUGCUUCCAAUGUUUUGUAAAGAGUUACAAUUGAUAGAUUCAAUUUUGUACGAUUCACUGUCUUUAAGUCAGCGUGAUACUCCGCCUCGACUCGUCUCCACCGGCCCUUUCAAAGCGACAGGUUUAGAAAAAGAGAUCGGCCACAAUACGGUUGUGUGGGAAAACGGAUUUUGGAACAUUUCACGACCAACCUGUUAG
Molecule: messenger RNA, 3074 nt
Organism: Chilo suppressalis (striped riceborer)
Lineage: Eukaryota; Metazoa; Arthropoda; Insecta; Lepidoptera; Crambidae
Source: the annotation of a GenBank genome assembly